This is a messenger RNA of Brassica napus (rape), 2508 nucleotides long. RefSeq lists its product as uncharacterized. Lineage: Eukaryota; Viridiplantae; Streptophyta; Magnoliopsida; Brassicales; Brassicaceae. Bases 1 to 2508 code for a protein of 835 amino acids. The transcript has 4 exons. The record is from RefSeq and is a predicted model, not a curated record. Gene Ontology annotation, biological process: proteolysis. Gene Ontology annotation, molecular function: cysteine-type peptidase activity.
AUGCCGUUUGGGAUGGGACCAAAGUUAGAUGAACUGAAGGCAGCAUUAGUGUUCUGUCCUCUUUGGAGUUUUGAAAAGCGCAAGUGGUUGGGGCUGCUACUUCUUCAAGCCAUGGGAGUUUAUUAUUUGCAUCACAAUUCAAGGAUACCCUUUCAAAGUGCAAUAAGGGUAUUCGACGAUGAAGCCAUGAGGUCGUAUCCAUGGGGUCGGACUGCAUACGAAGUUCUAAUUGACUCUAUUAAAACGUUGGCUACAGAUGGAGGUUCAUACACAAUAACCGGCAUGAAGGACGCGUUAUUGAUUUGGGCUUAUGAUUCCGUCACAUGCUUCGGUGAGAGUUUUGGGAGAGUGAUCAAUAACGAAGACGUUCCGCUUUUGCGAUGGGGUGGAAAGCGUACACGUGCAAGCUUUGAUAAAUUGUUGUCUGUCGAAAUCGAAAAGCAUGGCGAGGUGCGUGUGAGGAGAAUGGUUUUGAAGGACUCAAUUGAAGAGAUGUUUCCUAUUUGGCCGGGUGAAGAUGACGACCCACAACUCGUUAGGUUGAUACUAAACAUACAUUCAGGUAUAUUUGUGAAAGGUUUGUGGGAAGUGCAGGGGAAUGCAAAGGGGAAGGGGGAUGAGAAUAAGAGAAUGAAGGGUGGAGUUUCGUCAGAAGCUGAGCCACCCACUAAAAAGCAGAAAAAAGUUAAGACACAGAAUGAGUUUGAAGCUGAUGCAGCGGGAAAGGGUUCUAGCGAGAAGGAAGGUAGCAAAGAGUUGGACUUGGAGAACAAAGCGACUCUAACGACCAUUGUGAGUACUCUGGAUAUUAUUUCCAGAAAAUUUGAUCAGGUUGAUUCACGGUUGGAAGCUUGCGAGUUAGACCGGAACAGACCAUUGAUGGACCAAAAGACCAUUAAUGACAGGGUGAAUGCUUUACUGGAGGAGCGUCUGAAAGAUCUGGGGAUUGGGAAAAUUCCCGAAAACCAUGAUAACCCCUCUCCACUAUUAUCAGAUAACUCUUUAUCGAUGGCAUCACCGGUGGUUCGAACGCAUCAGAAGUCUGUCAAUAGUCCAGCGUUAGUAGCUGCGACUCCUGGUAAGGAGUUUGGACCGAAAAAGAAUUUGGCCAAAGAGCUUGAAAAGGAAUCAGAGGUGAAAAGGACUUUGGAUGAGGAGUUUGGUAGUGUCGAUAAAGCUACUGAUAUGCGGUCUCUUGAUUUCGUAGUAGUUUCUCCUGCAAAGGCUACUAAGGAUGAUAAGGCUGCUAAGGAUCCAGCCUAUGGACGCGGCUGCAGGCGCAAGCGUAUUACAGAUGCUGCGUUUAAGAGGAAGGAGAAGGCUGAGGCUAAGAAAAAAGCUGAUGAGGAUAAGAAAAAAGAGGCUGAAGCUAAGAAAAAAGAGGUUGAGGCUAAGAAAAAAGAGGCUGAGUCAAAGAAGAAACAAGAGGCUGAGCUAAAGAAGCAAAAACAGGCUGGGUCAAAGUACAAAAAGGUGACUCCACCGCGUGACGGUGUAACAAGAUGCAAGGUACAACCUGAUGUAGAGGACAGUUCAUUGGCUGAUAUAACUGACGAAGUUGUUGCAGAACAGAACGAAUUCGCGCCGGAGUCUGAUGUCGAGAAUUCUGAAGUGGUUAGAUCUGCCAUAAUUAAGGACUACCGGGAGAAAAAUGUUCGGUUAACUCCAAAAGGGUUGUCAAUGACGGCAGUUUCUUCAUCAUUAGUUUUUUCGAACGUAGGACAUAAUGAAACGACGUGCAUGAGGAAGAAUGUUACUCCUUCAUCAGCAAUAUAUGACCCUCUAGCACCUGUUGAUCCGGCGCUAUUGGAGAAACUUAUGCAACACAUCAUGCAUGUCGUGGCGUAUAUGAACGUCCUCAUUAAAAGGUCCAUGCGAGAGCCCACUCCAUUCUGGUCCAAGCGGAUUGCCUUCGUUGACGUUUGGUGGCAAAGUUUUUUGAUUCACGAUUACGCUCAGUUCAAGAUGAAACCCACAAUGUUCAUGUUCAAAGGCAAUGGUUAUAAAGAUAUGAUAAAUGGUAGGAUUCCCAAUCAUUGUCGAACAAACUUGAAGUGGUAUGAAGAUGUGGAUCACUUGUACAGAUGUCUUCAAACCGGCGGAAAUCACUGGGUUGCCUAUAACGUGGAUCUGAAGAAGGAGAAGAUUGAUUUCUACGAUCCAAUCUUUGGAGAGGUAACACUCGAAAGUGAGCAGAGAAUUCUGAAUUCAUUUAAACCGCUGACGCACAUGAUUCCCGCUAUGUUGAGUGUACAUAUUCCUGCCAAUAUCGGACCCAUUAGCAUGAAGAAGUUCUCAUUCAGAAGGAGGAGCAAAAGAUACACUCCACAAAACACCCAGGUUGGCGAUUAUGGUGUGUAUUCGUUGAAGUUUGUGGAGUGUCUAGCGCUUAGUGUAACGUUUGAUGGGAUAAACGAUCAAAAUAUUCAAGGUUUACGGAUGAAGAUGGCAGCAAAUAUCCUCGCUGAAGGAGGAAAUGUUGUGACGGACCAAAUGAUGGCUAAAUGA